AUGAACUCAUUAAUACCUCCCUCUCAGCUGCGGCUUAACUUCGCAAAAGCACUAUCGCAGAUGUACCGGCAGGAAGUACCACAGUAUGCAACACUGCAGACGUUGGUAGACAGAGUCAACAACAGCUGCGCGGCGAACAUUCCCCUCUCGGAUAUACCGCGACAUGGUGCAGUUCGCCUCGCCUCACUAUCUGAAUUGAGUGUGGCCACCAAAUUCUUCAAGGUGCUGGGCAUGGUUUCUGUCGGUCACUAUGACCUGUCGGGGGCCGGUCUGCCAAUUCAUGCCACAGCCUUCAGACCCAUCACUCAGGAAGGCCUCCAAACGGCACCUUUCCGUCUAUUUGUGUCGGUAUUGCGGCCGGAGCUUCUCACAAAGUCAUUACAACCGCUCGCCAAGUCCCUCCUUAGCCAGCGUUCUUCGGUCUUCAGCCAGAGGACGAUCGACCUUGCUGACCUUGCCGCCUCAAAAGGUGGACUGACUGCAUCUGAGGCGGAUGAGUUCAUCCAGGGCGGCUGUGAAACGCUUGCCUGGAGGAAUCAGGUGGCUUUGACGAAGCAAGAUUACGAUACACUUAAGGCUGAUAAAAACGGCGAUUUACUGAUUGAUAUCAUGGCCUUCCGUAACCCGCAUCUGAAUCACCUCACCCCCGCGACGAAGAAUAUUGAUGCUGUUCAGCGCGGUAUGCCAGAAGUCGGCCUGGAACCAAAGGACCGUGUGGAGGGACCACCAGAGCGUGCUUGCAAUGUUCUGCUAAGGCAAACAAGUUUCUUGGCAGUUGACGAAGGUAUCGUGUUCGACCAGAUGACAGCAGAAAAGGGCAUGAAAGGCAACCACAGUGCGCGCUUUGGGGAGAUUGAGCAAAGGGGUGCUGCCCUAACUCCCAAAGGGAGAAAGCUCUAUGACGGGGUCAUUUCUGAGGCAACACGGUCGAAGCUCCUCGUGUGUGACAAAGAGCCCACGUUCAGAACCUUGUUCGACAAGGCGCUACUAGAUGACUGGGAGGCACUGAGACGUACAGGGCUGAUAUGGGCCGAGUACAGUCUCACAGAGAAGGGAAUCCAACAGGGGAAGUCCAGCAGUGCCCGGACCCUGCAACAAGCUCUCGAUGAUGGCCUGGUCAGUUGGCAGCCGAUCCAAUAUGAAGAUUUCCUACCGAUGUCAGCGGCUGGUAUCUUUCAGAGUAAUUUGCACCACGACUCGGCAGUAAAGGUUGAGGGUUCGCCCCAGGAGGCGCUAUCCGAAUCGAGAAAGCAACUGAGGGAAGUGCUAGGUGAACAGGGGUUGAUCAACGAGAUGGAUUUCCUGCGGCUCAACUCACUUCCUGGCCCCUCUAACCCCAUCACCAUGGCUGACUCCGAAGAUGCCACUGGAUCUCCGACCGUCGAGGCACCGUUAAAGACUGAGACGCAGAACGACAUACUUGAGAGCAUCAGUCGACUUCUGCGAAAGAAAAUCGAGCUCGAUAUCAAGAGCACUGCAGAAUCCUUGCACAAGGACAACGUGGAUCUGGCAUCGAUCAUGUCGGACGAGAAGGUGCAAAAAGAGCUUUGCUCUCUCCAACGUACCGUCGCUGGCCACAUCGGCAUCUGGGAGGACAAGUUGCGGCAGAGGAUCGAGGAUCUGGUUGCCCCAGAAUUGUAUGCGGAACGAAACGAUGUCGUCUUGCAACCAUUACCGGAAUCAAUGAUAGUAGAAGAGCCCUUGGUAGAGGAAGCCUUCAGCAUCGGCAGACACGCUGCCACCGCCACAGUCUCUCAAGAAUCUGAAGGCCAGGAACAGCCGCAAGAUCCCACAGACGGCGAGGGCAAGGCCCUGUACUUCUUCUACGGCACCCUCAUGGAUCCAGCUACCCUCCAGCUUGUGACCGGCCUGCGGACCGUGCCCCGGAUGAGGCCGGCCCACGUGGUCGGCUACACGACCAAGCUCUGGGGUCCUUUCCCGGUGCUGCUACACGGACGAAGGGACGACGUGGUCAGGGGUAUGGCCUGCGAGGUUGAGGGAGCUGGGCCAAGGCGGAGGCUGGAGGAAUAUGAGGGGAAGGACUACGGUGAGUGGCACCUUGAGUUGCGGCUGGACAAGCCCGACGGUACGUGGCAGGUGGCCCCCGGUGUGACGUUCAAAUGGGUUGGUCCGAGGGAUGAUCUGGAGGAUGGGACUUUCAGUUUGAGCAAGUGGCAGGACAUCUGA
Diaporthe batatas is the source of this 2187-nucleotide messenger RNA. RefSeq lists its product as uncharacterized. The transcript is spliced from 2 exons. The record is from RefSeq and is a predicted model, not a curated record. Lineage: Eukaryota; Fungi; Ascomycota; Sordariomycetes; Diaporthales; Diaporthaceae. Gene Ontology annotation, molecular function: oxidoreductase activity. Bases 1 to 2187 code for a protein of 728 amino acids.